Brassica oleracea var. oleracea is the source of this 1362-nucleotide messenger RNA. RefSeq lists its product as uncharacterized. Bases 96 to 1154 code for a protein of 352 amino acids. Gene Ontology annotation, cellular component: late endosome; lysosomal membrane. The transcript has 12 exons. The record is from RefSeq and is a predicted model, not a curated record. NCBI's taxonomy places the organism in Eukaryota, Viridiplantae, Streptophyta, Magnoliopsida, Brassicales, Brassicaceae.
AUCAAAUUGUUGUUAUUAUUUUUUUUUUUGGCAUCGAGUCAAUUAAUCUUACACCCGAGAAAGGCAGAAACUUUGAUCGGAGGUUCAGGUCGAAGAUGUCAACGGAGAGACGUCCAAUGACCAACGAAGAGAACGCUAUGUUCCUUGACAUAUUACAAGAAGCACCUUUAUUCGGUCACAGGAAAUCGAGAAGCCUAGUUGGAAGUUACCUCUAUCUGAUUCUAUUGGCAGGCUAUGCCGUUUUAGCUGCAGGAGCUCCUUGGAUAUUUCAUCAUCUCCACCAUUUGACACCUUCUUUGCUCUGCUGCUGCGAUGUUGCGCUUUUGAUUCUCACAGGUAUCUUUCAACAGUACUUUGUUUUUCAAGUCCAGAAAAUACGUCUUCAGGGUUAUUACAGUUUCAGUCAGAAGUUGAAGCAUGUUGUUCGUCUUCCAUUUGCAAUUGCUUCAUAUGGUACCGCUGCGAUGCUUCUUGUGAUAGUAUGGGAUCCCCAAAUCAGCAUUCUUUCUACUUCUUCUUUGCAACGGAUCAUCAUGAUUGCUGAAUCAGUGUGUGCUGGCUUCUUCAUGAGUUUAUAUAUAGGUAAUGUGCAUCAAUACAAUUCCGUUAAUUCAAGGCCAGACGUCUUGAAGUCGUUAUACUCUCCUCUUCAACCGUCAAGUUCUAUGGACGGCUUGAGGUAUUAUGAAGGCCGACUUUCUGAUCAACAAACGGCUUUGUUACAGUAUCAGCGCGAAAACCUCCAUUUUCUAAGCGAGGAGAUUCUGUCUUUGCAAGAGAAACUAAGCAAAUAUGAACAAUCUGAUGAUGGAAGCACCCCUCAGGUUGAUCUGGCACAUCUUUUAGCUUCUCGAGACCAGGAGUUGAGGACACUUUCAGCUGAGACGAAUCAACUUCAGUCUGAGCUACGGCUUGCUCGUUCUUUGAUAGCAGAGAGGGAUGCAGAGGUGCAGCGUGUCAACAAUACCAACAGUCAGUAUAUUGAAGAAAACGAAAGGCUGAGGGCAAUUCUGAGUGAAUGGAGCAUGCGGGCAGCAAAUCUUGAGAGAGCUUUGGAAGUGGAGCGUAUGUCUAACUCGGAACUACAGAAGGAAGUGGCAGGUGGGCGUAGAAAGCAGCAGAUGGUUGAGACAUCUGAGCAACCUCCAUUGUAAAAAUGACAAACGAAGCUUAGCUUCUGUCUAGGUUGGUUUUUGUAACUAAAGAUGAUGGAAGUCUCAGAAGUUGGUGCUUUUUUCAUGGAAUCAAAGCUGUAUAAAUGCUUUCUAUCUUUUACUUCCUUGUAAAUUACGACAGCUUUGUGUUUGCUGUUGAAAUGAAGCUAUUGGUACAAAUUGAAAAAAAAAAAGAAAAAAAAAAGGG